AUGGCACAGACAAAGCAGACUUGCAAAAAGACAACAGGAGGGUCUGCCAAGUGUGGUGUGCUACUAAAGUUCAAGAAGCUUAUGGGCCACGGUGGUAUUCAGGUUCUCAAAACCGUACAAUCUAAGGGAGCUUUACCAUUGGGUGAGAAGGCCGUGCUGAAGCCUUUGUACCAUAACAUCUUCUGCCUUUUUUGCUGGGAUGGAGGCUCUCUGUAUGAAUGCUCCAUAUGCCCACACGUAGUCUGUACAAAGUGUGUCGUUGUUCCGGUGGAGUUCCAAGAGCGUAUCAACGACCCCGAUGUUCACUUCAUGUGCCCUGGAUGCCAUGAGAUGCGUGGAAAGGGUUCCAGGGGUGGUCCCAUGAUGCCAUACUUUGGAUUUAAGGACUGUGAUGGAACCCCGGUGCUGAAGGUCCCCGCUACUAUUCAUGGUCAUAUAGAAAUGGCCAGUUGGUCGCAGAUAUGUAGCAAUCCCAUCCUUGUCUUGCACUUCAUCCUCACCAUCCUCGACCCUGCCGGAUCACCUGCGACCACAAUGCAACAUAAGCUACGACCAUAUAGGCCCAAUGAUGCCUUGCAAUUUCAUGAGAUUAUAUUUGAUAUUGGGAUGGAUGCAAAAGCUGACCUGCAUGUUGAGUCCAUGAAAGCACUCGUAGACUGCCUGAAACACCUGGAAUACAAGCAUGUUGAAAUUUUCAUCUACACUCAUUCAGAAACCGACCAGGGCGACAUAUGGGGUGGGUUUGAGGAUGACGAGUUUGUGGGAAAAGGGAGGAAUAGACUCGCAAUACCAGGCGAUCCUGUCGCAUACCCUGUGGACGAUGUGAGUUGGAUACCUCCCCUUCUUUAUGGCAUGUAA
Molecule: messenger RNA, 858 nt
Organism: Suillus discolor
Lineage: Eukaryota; Fungi; Basidiomycota; Agaricomycetes; Boletales; Suillaceae
Exons: 3
Coding region: 1-858 (285 amino acids)
Source: RefSeq, a predicted model, not a curated record